Messenger RNA from Racocetra persica, 364 nucleotides. Lineage: Eukaryota; Fungi; Glomeromycota; Glomeromycetes; Diversisporales; Gigasporaceae. The record is from the annotation of a GenBank genome assembly.
CAAUUGGGUUGUGCCUACAUUACACAAUUUGUAAAUAGCGUUGAGGAUUACUUGAACGGGAAAUCUCGGAUGGUAGCUGACCUGAAAUUUGGUCAUUCAUAUACUGAGAUUAUUGUACUUACUACGUUGGGUGUAUUUAAAAACGAAUAUCCACUUGCAGCAGAUUUAACUCUUGAACAAAUGAAAGGCUUAAAGUAUACAACACAAAAAGCUUUAUAUUGGACUUCUACUAUUUACUUUGAAAUUUAUACUUCUCCAGGCAAAGAUGUAUUAAUGCGACUUGUAGUUAAUUUUGAACCGUAUAUAAUUCCGGGUUGUGGUGGUGAAUAUUGUAAAUGGAGCAAAUUUAAGGAUAUUUUAAGUG